Spodoptera litura is the source of this 2513-nucleotide messenger RNA. RefSeq names its product gremlin-2. Gene Ontology annotation, molecular function: receptor ligand activity; BMP binding. The record is from RefSeq and is a predicted model, not a curated record. Lineage: Eukaryota; Metazoa; Arthropoda; Insecta; Lepidoptera; Noctuidae. Gene Ontology annotation, biological process: animal organ morphogenesis.
GAACGCGUCCACCGUGCGGAACUUAGGACCAAAAAGUAUCGAAAAAAAGAUUUUAUUUUGGAAAAGAAAAGGUUUAUUUUAGUAGUGAAUAUGUGUCGUGUUUAUUGUGCUGCUUUUUAAAUGGAUUUUAAGAUGGAGAACUUAUCGAAAUCGCAUAUCUGGCUCGCAGCUGCAGCCAUCCUGGCGACGUGCGGGGUGUGUGCUGGCGCUGGUGUCGGCAAUAGAAAGCCGUUCACCCCAACCGAUUCGAUCCUGGAUAUUAUUGAUACUGAACAAGUGCAGCGAUUCCUCGCGGAAAGACAGCGAGCGGAACAGGCCACUGCAUCGUCAUCUACGUCUUUUGUGCAAAGAAACGAACUCGGUGAUGGCAGUUCUGAGACGGGUAUGGUGGUGUCUCUGCCUGAGCAGGAAGAUACUACGGAAUUGCCCCCGGGAGUCGAAUUCAGAAAAAUACUAAAAUCAUCAAAGAAUGCUUUAGUCGUUACUAAGAAAGAUUAUCUCAAGGAAGAUUGGUGUAAAACCGAGCCUCUGGUUCAGAAAAUCCGAGAACCGGGUUGUCUGCCCACAACAGUGAUAAACAAAUUCUGCUACGGACAGUGCAACUCGUUUUACAUACCGAAGGGCCCGCGGCGACGCGACAACAACGCUGACCGGCCACAGCCAGCCUUCAAAUCUUGUUCGUUUUGUAGGCCUAAGAAGUUUACUUGGGUGACAGUGACUCUGCGUUGUCCCGGUCAGAACCCGCCAUUUAGACGCAAGCGGUUACAGAAGGUCAAACAGUGCAAGUGUUUACCAGUCGGAGUGAAUUGACGUUAGUAGUGAGACGGACCUGCAGUAACAGAGGCGGCACGACCGCCAGCUUGCGACGCACUAGUGCGCACGGGACGCCUGGCUGUCCAGGGCGACGCCAGACGCCGGGAGCACCGACAGGCUCGGAUGCUCCACAUCGUACAUCGUUACCGUUGAUUGUUUCGAUCACGUUCCAGUGUAUAGACUGUGUAUGAACUGGUCAAAUAAAUUGAGAUGCCGUGCUCUCAUACGUCAAUGCGGAUGACGUAAUGUGAUGCAUAGAUUAGAUGCCUAUUUAGAGUUACAUUGUAAUAGAGCGGCUUCGACUGCAAGUCGUCGAGCAAAAGCUUUAAUUGUUCGUAGCGAAACUAAUUAGCUAGUGAGUUAGAAUAGCGGUGGCCUUCCAAUCGAUUAAGGAUUUGUUUUGGUACAAAACUUGUGAAUUAUUUCCGUUUAUUGAAAAGUGAUUAUUCUGUGUCUAAGUUGUGUUAUUUAUGUCAGCAGAAUAAUGUGUGAUACUAGUUUAUAGUUUGACAGUUAAUUGUGUUUCUUUGCGCGUUUCGGUGAGUCACGAAAUUGUAACGAGAUUUAAGAGUAGCGACUUAAUCCGCGUUACAUUGUCGUGUGUUAUUUAUUUAUUGUGUAACGUUAUAAUGUAUUGUAGCUAAAACAGAAUACGCUUAUAAGUUGAUAAUUUACUGUUGAUCGUAGUUUCAUCUUGUUAUCUCGCAAUAAAUAUGAGUAGGUAGUGGUAUACGGUAUGUAUUUAAAUAUAUUUCAAUGCAGUAUAAAGUAACGUUAGGUUUUAUGAUAAUUCGAAACAAAAUUAUGAUCUCUGUUUGCUCUCAAGAAGUUAUGCAUUUGUUUGUAUGUAUAUCUGUUAACAUAAUAUAUACAUUUAUAUGAUCUGGGACUGUGUAUUUGUGUACCCACGUAAUGCAGGAUAUUAUGAUUAUGUACUUACUAUCUUAGAUGUUGUAAUAUUACGUAGAGGUUAUUAAGCCGAGUAUUUAUAACUAAACAUGUCACGUACUUUAGAAAUCUAGUGUUGUUGAAGUUGCAAAAAUCAACUUUAAUGUUGCGAGCAGUAUUUCUGGUACAAGUAUUUUGAUAACUAGUAACGGUAUUGUAUUUUCGAACAAAAAUAUUCUAUAUAACUUACUUAUGUAUAUAAAAACCGUCAAUAUACAUCUACAAAUUUUGUUAAUGUAUGUAGGUAUACAGUAAAGAUAUAAAUACGUUACUAUACAUCAAACUAUUUGUCCUAAAUUAGUUUUCCAGUAGCAAUUGUAUACUUAAAAUCAAUUAGAAUUUUAGAACUUGGUUGUAGAAAAUCUUGCCAUAACAUUUGUUUGUUCGAUACGUUUUAUUAAAAAAACAUAUUUGAGCAUUAAUUCAAUACGUGAAUCUUAUAACGAAUUGAUUAUCUUAUUGGCUGUAUAUUCUAUAAAUAGUAAGAGACAAAAUGUGUUAAUUGGUAUUUUAUAAAACAGUGCCACUACGGUACAUCAAUUAGUCACAAUGCCGUGUCAUUAAAAAAUUGAUAUAGCCAUGAGAAAUAUAUAUCUUUCAUUUAUUUUUAUUACGACAAAUUCCAUUUUUAUAGCUGUCUCUAUGCUAUGUGUAAAAGGUUUUUCUUCAUAUUGUGAACAUGUAAUUUGUUUUUGAAACUAUUGAAAAUAUAUUAAAUAAUAAUACUAUUAUAUUAAAGUCGUAUAAUACGU